GGGAGGAAGAGUGAGGAGGUGGGGAGUUAUUUUCACAGAGUCUAAACAGUAGCCUGCCUCUCUCCGUCGCCGCUGUGGGUUGUGCAGUCCCUUUACGCGGAGAGCAUUACGCGUCACUGGACUAUAGAGCGAGGUCCCCUCACUUUUCCACCCCCCAGCCGUGAACUAUUUCAGGCUCUCAUCCAUCCCGCACUGUUUUGGACCUACAUUUAUCCCGCGUUUAUUUACAGCAGAAGUCUGGACCGCUCGACUUGUUUUCUUCUUUUUUAUUUUUUGCACGUUUGGAUCUAUUGCUCCCGAGACGCGCUUUUAAGAUGCAUGUGGGGCGCAAAUCGUGUUGGAGGCAGCUGCAGGCUUCUUUUUUCAGACUGCUCUGUCUUAUCCCCACAGGAUUCCCUGUCCGGAGUGUGGAUAUGCAGCGGGCCACCGACAACAUCACCAUCCGCCAGGGCGACACGGCGAUUAUAAGGUGUUAUGUUGAUGACAAAGUCUCCAAGGUGGCUUGGCUCAAUCGAUCCAACAUUAUUUUUGCUGGUGAGGACAAGUGGUCCCUGGACCCCAGAGUAGGCCUGGUGACUAAAGGGCAACUGGAGUACAGCCUACGCAUACAAAAGGUGGAUGUGUAUGAUGAAGGCUCAUAUACCUGCUCUAUACAAACCAAGCAGCAGCCUAAGACCUCACAGGUUUACCUCAUCGUACAAGUUCCAGCUACAAUCUACAAGGUGUCAGAAGACAUCAUUGUAAAUGAGGGCAGUAACGUGACACUCAGCUGUUUGGCAAGUGGCAGGCCGGACCCUCUAAUCACCUGGCGGCUGCUCAACCCCUCAGCCGAGCCACUGGAUGGAGAGGAGUACCUGGACAUUAUAGGCAUCAUGAGAAACCAAGCAGGUCGUUAUGAAUGCAAAGCCAGCAACGAUGUCGCCACACCUGAUGUCAAAUAUGUCAACGUUGUUGUCAACUAUCCUCCAUCAAUAAGGAAAACCCAGAGCUCAGAGCCUCCGGUGGGCCGCCUGGGAACCCUGCAGUGUGAGGCUGCCGCCGUGCCCACACCAGAGUUUGAAUGGUACAGAGACGACAAAAGGCUGUCUAAUACUCAAGGCAUCAAUAUCCAGAUUCUUGGCGGUAACACUAUCCUCAUGAUUGCCAAUGUCACUGAAGAAGAUUACGGGAACUACACCUGUGUGGCCUCAAACCGUCUGGGUGCUCAGAGUUCCAGCGUUUUCCUCUAUAGACCUGGGACAGGUCGAGACAUCAACGGCUCUGCUUGUGCAUCUCUAUCACUGUGGCUCCUGUUGGCCUCCUUUGCCUGCCUUUUCUUCAAGUGUUAAUACCGUCAUCCAGCUCUCUCGCUGACCCCACCCCUGACCGCCCAGCCCUCCUCCCCCUACUUUCCCGUCCUCCCGCUCUUCAACUCAAUGACAUCCUUUUCGCUACUUUAUUACCAACGCUGCCGCCUCCCUCCCGUAGACUGUUUGCAUCACAGUACAAAAACCUUACGUGCUCUCGAGCACUCUUGAGUACGGCUUAGAGAUAUGAGAAGCGAUGAGUUAUGAUGGAGUAAGAUGUUUUACCAACAAAUAAAAACAGUGGAAUGAAGGACAAAACAAGCAAACAGUGCUCUUACAAAGAUUUGUGAUGUUGUUUUUAAUUUGUAUGCACUAUUUUGUGUCUGUAACAUCUUGUUUUUGGGUCUGAUUUGGAUCUUUCCACCCCCCUUUAUUUUUCAUGGGGAUAACAGCAGAAGGAUCCCAAAAACUGGGAUACCAACAAUCAGCUCUUUUGAGUACAUGUAAGAUCUGUUACGUUAUUGUGAUUUUAACCCAUACAUUAAAAAGCAACAUGCAACGUAUUUGCCAAAUAUACACAAAUAUUUGAAGCUAAAGUGCGAAACUCAAAGGGAAAAACUAAUGUAUCUGAUUUUUUUUUUUUUUUGACGAAAUGAGAUUUUGGUGUUGAAUGUGUUCAAUCAUAACAUGAGGCGACUCAGCUGGAACACAGAUGCAGAGCCUUAGCAGCACAGCUCUUCACUCAGUAACAUUUGGACAAUGGCAGGCAAUCUUAGAGAGGAGGAUGCAGUGAGUGAAUCCUGCCGAGCUUAACCAUCCUUUACCAGUGGCUUUGCUACUACCCGCCUUUAUUACAAAAGAAAAAGAAGAACUGACAAAAAAAGAUACCCAUGUAGGUUAUAAUUAUGCGUACUGUACAUAGUUCAAUUUUGUAUCUCUCUAAGACAAGUUCUGCCACUGUAACACCAGGAUUUCAGAGAACAUUGUUGCAGUUCAUACUUUUAGCUGAGGUAUUUUAGGAUCAUUCUGCUAGACAGUGGGGAUUUGGAGAAAAAAAUAUUUACGUAUGACACCAAUGAAUGACUUAAGUUUUUCUCUUUCUCAAAGAGUGUUUGUUUUACUAUGACAUGGUACAGAAAUAUUCAUGACAAUAUAUGAUGUUCAUGCUAUUUUUUCCAUCUUUAUCUCAUUAAUUUUUACAGCACACUUCAACCAAAAUACCUUAUGUACAAUACCAACCACAUUUAUUGGCACCUCCGGUAAAGAUGAAUAAACUGCCUUAAAAUAAAUUUAUUGUAGCAGCCUGAUCUUAUAAAUAAUAAUACUGAGUAUGUUUAUGCAGAGUGGAUAAAAGUACUCUGCAUAAAGAAAAUUGUUUCUUUUCACUACAAGACUGGUGGCACACAUGUUGGUACAACAUUGUAGAACCCCAUUUUCCCAGUACGAUAAGUAAAACUUAAUCUCUUAAAAAAAGAUUACAAGGAUGGACUGGGCUGGCUAUGGAAAAAGUUUUUGAAGUUUAUGAUGGUAGGAUGGUGUCUCUAAGAUGCCCGUCUUUGAUACAGUUCUCCAGCGGUUACCUUUGAAGAAUUUUUUACAGCACAAUCCUAAAAACCAAAAACAUGUUAAGGUGAUUAAUUUGCUUAUGUUUAAAAGAGCUCAGCAACAACUGUGUCUGCUGCUAUGGAAAAAAAGCAACUAAAUUCAACGUAUUAAGUAUUUCCAAAAAUGCUGCCUUGUAAUUGCGCCCUUUCUUUAAUCAGCUGAUUGGCAGUGUGCAGCAAAAGGUCGGGGAGGAGCAGCAGCACUGUGCUACUUUACUCUGUCUCGUGAAACUCCAGACUCUUUGGGUUAGGGCUAUCUAUCUUUAAACGUAGAACUGUUUAAUGGUUUUGAGCCACUUUUUUUUUUUUUUACUUUGUAUACCAGUAACCAAGAAGUCAUUUAUAAUGAUUAAGAAAUGUCUAUAAAUUCCAAUUAUGAAUACUAAAGUAAACCUUUUAAGAAAACCUUCAGUUACAUUUAUUUUGCAGGAAGAGUGUUGAUUUUAUUAUCAAUAAUUAUUUCUUAGAACAGUAUUUUUCUCCACUGAAUGUACUCAAAUGCUAAAUAUUUUAGUGAGACAAAAUGAUAGUGAAAUAAAGGAUGAAUUUAUUUAAAGGCAACAACUUUAGCACUGGUACACUGUAUAAAAAGAGAAAUUUGAUGUUUCUUUAUAGGAUAGCAUCUUAUUGAGGCUUGUAGGUCUUUUAAACUGGCAGCCAUACAGUUUUGAUAGAAGCCCGUUGGAUGGGAAUAUAAUAAGGCAAAGUUAUGCAUUAAAAGCAGAUAGUUCUGUGCUGUUGUUGUUGUUAUUGUGCUUAUUCUUGAGUUGACAUUUUUUUAAGAAUGCAGUAUUAUGGUUAGCUUGCAAUGCUCAUUCAAAUGCCUGGACUUCAGCACGAGAACAGAAUAUUAAACACUGGACAUGACUCCUCUCAAUCGCCAGCAAAAAGUGAUUAAAUUUAACUGCAGCAAAUCACCAAGUCCUUUGCCAAAGCUUUCACAGGAUUUAUUUCUGUAAGAACUAAUGAGUAAAUGUCUGUGGGUUUUUCUUUACUCACUCAUAGAGUGCAGUUCAGGGUGCAGCUGUGUGGCUCAGUGAACCUGCUGCACUAUUAUCUGCCUUUUUACCAUUUUCUUUGACCUACUGUAAAGCUGACUGAUUGUGCAAUCCUUUGCUUAGCUCAACACUACCAAUUCUCGGUUAUCCGAAAACAAACAUUUAAUUAUUGUCAUUUUCACCAUGUAUUUAAAGACUUGUUUCAGUGUUUCCAUGGUGAUUGCCUCUGAGGUUGCAGCUGUCUGUGGUAGUGAUGUUGAACUUAAAAUCUAGUAUGCUUUUACUUGAAGUGCUGUUUUGGUCACACCAAAUCCAAUAUCACAUUUCUGACUCUUGGAGGUGUUAAGGACUCUGCUUAUUUUAUGCUUUCACCUUCUUGCACAUUUUUUUCAUUAGUUUUUUUUUAAUAUAUAUGCAUAUAUACCUGGUGUGUUUCAUUUCUUUGCAGCAUACUUUAGGCACAGCAAUAUAAUUUUGUUAUUGUGGAAUAGAUCUUAGCAGGUCAGUUUACCAGAGAGAAAUGCUGAUUCCUCCUGCUCUGUCUCACUGUCUUUUUAUUUAAAAUAAGGGCAGAACUGAGCACGGCUGACCUGAAGCAGAUGAUCAGAUGUAGACAUUAUUUUUUUUGUUUUUGCUCCCUGGCUUUUUUCAUCAGUUAAGUGGAGGAGACUGACAGACAACCAAGGUGUUAAAAAAACUUCUUACUGCCUCAAGCCUUCAUUUUAGCAUUUGUAUGCAUGAUCUCUGCUUAAAAGCAAAACAUUUAAGGGAACUCUGAUUAAUGGAUUUUAAGUUGAUUUAUAGACUAUCUUUGUACCAUUCAGGUUGUUCAAGUGCAUGAGGCUAAGCUCAGCGGUGUGGGUGCCCAAGCACAUUCAUGCAGGUUAAAACCAGCUAAAUAGCACUGACUUACAGCGCCUUGCAAAUAUAUUCAUACCAUUUGAACUUUUACACACUUUUUGUUACAUUAUAGCCAUAAACUCUAAUGUGUUUCAUUUGAAUUUUAAGUGGUGAAUAAUUUUGGCAUAAAGUAAAAAUGACACAUGGUUUUCAAAAAAUGUUGAAAAAUGUAGCAUAUAAUUUGCAUUCAUCCUACCCACCUCUCCAGUCCCCCAUACGCAGGAAUGUCUACUUAUUCUAAAAUGGAUCAUCAUUUAUAAAAACACAGAUUUGUCCAGACGGCACCGUUUUCAUAAAUGUUUUUAUCCAUUCGUAAAUACAGACCAGUCCUAGACAUUGUUUUUACUCUCCCCACACCUGUAAGUGGUGCUUCCAUUCUUGACAUGUUUAUAUUCCAUGUCAAGUAUGGAAUAUAAACAAAAGACCUCCACACAAGAUUAAUGGUAAACAUAACAUGGGGGGGAAAAAAACAACAACAAAACACAAGUGGAGCCUUUUGAAAAGGUAAAAGGUAAAGGUAAUUUUAUUUAUAUAGCACAUUUUCAGCAACAAGGCAAUACAAAGUGCUUUACAUGACUUAAAAGGAAAUACAAACAAAAUAACAAACCAAAGGAAAGAGCAAAAGAAGAAAAAGAAUCUAAUGUUGAUCUAAAGUAUGUAAGCUAGGUGCUCCUGUUCAGGGUUACUAAGUAUCCUCUGGUCUAAUUCCAUUUCUGGGUUGGGAGAACAGGAGUCUAAAAAAUAGUUUAACAAUGUUGAUCCAAAAGUGUCCUCUGGGUUUCUGGUCUCUGCAUCUAAAUAGUGAGUAAAAAGUGUAGAACUUUUUGCAGUUGCUGCAGAACUUUAAAUGAAGUUCUGCACUGCCACCAACAUGUAAUCUGCCAUUGUUGUUAUGCAUAAUCCAUAUGGCAUGUGAAGUUGGGCUAAUACGUCAGCAUUGUCACAAAAGAUGCAUUUUUGCCAUCCAAAUUAAUAUGUUGGAGCUAAAAUUUCACUCUGACCUGCUUUUUUGAAAAACAAAAAACAUUUUCCGUCUACCCUUGUGGUGAAAAGCAGUCAAAAACGUCACACAAAAUCAUCUCUUUAGCUGCAAUUACAGCUGUAAGCCUUUAGGGAUACAUCUCAACUAGCUAGUAGUAAUUAUUUCAACUAAAACUGUUUUUCCCAUUCUUGCAAAAUCGCCAAAGCACAGUCAAUUUGGUUAUAGGACCCAUCAACUCUAUCCAGCAUCACCGUCCUGGUUAAAGAAAAACAUCUCCAAAGCAUGAUGCUACCUCUGCUGUGUUUCGCUGUGUGGGAGAAGAGUUUGCACCAUUAAUUUUCAUGGUGUAAAAAAUUAAAUUUUUGGUCUCAUGUGAACAGAGCACACUUUAUCCAUGUUUGUUGUGCCCACAUGGGACUUGGGGAAACCUGCAAAUUGUAGUUCUUCUGACUUUUAUGUAACAAUACCUUCCUUCUUGCCACUUUUCUAUUAAGGCCAUUUUGUCUUUUUAGUGUCCAUAACUAAUAGUUGUCCUGUCAAAAUGUUCUCACUCCUUUGCUGUUCAUCUUUGUAGCUCCUCUAGUAACCUUGGGUCUCUUGACUACUUCCCUAAUUAAUGCUUUCUCUAUCUGACUUGUCAGCUUAAAUGGACAGUCAUGUAAUAAUAGGUUUGCAGUUGUGCCUUACUCUUUUCAUUUUGGAUGGUAGAUUGAACAGAGCUAAAAAUGUAUCUGAAGAUUGAGAUAUUAUUUUGUUGAACAGCUGUAUUUAUACUAAGAAUAAAUUACACACAGUAGGCUGUAGCUUUUGAUUAGAAAAUGUUUUAAAAGCUGUAUAUCAUUUUCUUUCAACUCUACAAAUAUCCACUUUUAAAGUUUGUGGUUGUAAUGCAACAUAAUGUUAAACAUUUUAAUGGGUAUGAUUACUUUUGCAAGGCACUGAAAAUAUUCAGACCAUACGUGUAAAAGCCAUGAAGAUCUGUCUUAUCUGUAAAGCAGAGAAGGAGAUUUGUCUUUCCAUGUUUAACACAUCCUAACAGCCAGCCUAAGAACACAGCACUAACCCAAUAUCUGCUGAAAGCUACAGGCACAGCUACCUAGUUUACUACUGAGCAUUGUCUCGGCCCUCUGCUUCACUGUAGUAAGCUGGCUCUUGUAAAUGGCGUGUGUGUUCAUGAUGAUUAACAAUGACUGAAGUUGUUAAAUGUGAGGCAUGAGAUAUAUGAGGAGUACAGCACUUAGUUGAUGGUUACUGUGGUAACCCUCUUUUUCUUUAGUUUCAGGUCCCACCAUCUUUUUCUCCCUCUUGUCUGUAUAUACAAAAUUAUGUUUCUACAUUAGAAUGUUGUAAAGUCACCAGUUCCUUAAAGAUCUCAUUCAUACAACUCCUACCUUUUGAAAAUGUAAACUGUUUGUACUUUCCCCGUACUUCCCCUCAGUGGUGGGAAAAUUAACAUUCUGCCGUAGACUAUGAUGCCGAAAUGUUUCUCUUUUUUUCAGUUUUGCUUUACUUUAAUAUUGCAUAAGGUAAUUCCAGUCCAUUUCUAAAAAAAAAAAAGAUACAUAUUAAAGGUAAACUGUAUGAGACAAUGUUAACAAAAUAAAGUUGUUUGAAGUCAG
Molecule: messenger RNA, 7389 nt
Organism: Xiphophorus hellerii (green swordtail)
Lineage: Eukaryota; Metazoa; Chordata; Actinopteri; Cyprinodontiformes; Poeciliidae
Gene: lsamp
Product: limbic system associated membrane protein
Exons: 8
Coding region: 315-1328 (337 amino acids)
Source: RefSeq, a predicted model, not a curated record